Molecule: messenger RNA, 1032 nt
Organism: Nerophis lumbriciformis (worm pipefish)
Lineage: Eukaryota; Metazoa; Chordata; Actinopteri; Syngnathiformes; Syngnathidae
Source: RefSeq, a predicted model, not a curated record
AUGAGCGUACCGUGGAGCGGCGCUGCGCCCUGCGUGCGCCCGUCCAGGGCGACGCACAAGCGGCUGGACUCGGACUCGGAGCCGCAGCCUCCGAGCAAGCGCGCCCGGAGGCUGAGCAGCGAGAGCGGGGACGCGCACGGAGGACUCCUCGGGACCGCCGCCGCCGCCGCGACCACCCCGUCUACCGUCACCCAGCGAGGGCCGUCCAAAAUCGGAGCCUUCCUGCUGGUGCCCUCCGCCGAGCACUGCCGCGCCGUGCACGUCGACACCGGCGACGAGCUUCUAUGCAAGGUGUUCAGCAUGGCAGAGUACCAACAAAAGAUCCGUGCCUACGGGGCAGUGCCCCCCCACCGGAACGUGUCCGCUGUUCGGGAGGUGAUCUUGGGGGAGCGCGAGGCCUACAUCUUCCUGGAUAAAGACUUUGGCGACAUGCACACGCUGGUCAAAAGCCGACGGCGGCUGGACGAGACGCAAGCCCGGGUGCUUUUCCGGCAGAUGGCGGAGGCGGUGGCACAUUGCCACCAGGCGGGCGUCGUGCUUGGCGACCUCAAGCUGCGCAAAUUUGUCUUCGCCGACGAAAAGAGAACCCAAGUCCGUCUGGAGAGCCUAGAGGACUGCCGCGUACUAGAGGACCCGAAUGACGACGCCAUGUGCGACACCCACGGCUGCCCCGCUUACGUCAGCCCCGAGAUCCUCAGCGGAGCGGCACCCUACUCGGGCAAAAUGGCCGACAUGUGGAGCCUAGGCGUGGUGCUGUACACCAUGCUAGCCGGCCGCUACCCUUUCCACGACGCCGACCCAGCCGCGCUUUUCUCCAAGAUCCGACGGGGACACUGUUGCCUGCCCGAGGGACUCUCGCCCGGUGCGCGCUGCCUGGUCCAGAACCUUCUACGGAAGGAACCGUCAGAAAGACUGACAGCCUCCGAAUUGCUAGCUCACCCGUGGUUCCGAAGCCCGACUACGGAAGCUAAUCCUGCCGAGCAAACGGUGCCGUCUUUUCACGUAGAAGACGACGACCUUCUACUCUGCUGA